Messenger RNA from Diatraea saccharalis (sugarcane borer), 1032 nucleotides. The record is from the annotation of a GenBank genome assembly. Lineage: Eukaryota; Metazoa; Arthropoda; Insecta; Lepidoptera; Crambidae.
GAUACCUAAAUGGUAAAAGGUAUUAACUGUAUUAUUUCUUAACAUCGCUAAAUGACAAUUGACAGCCACAAUGACAGCUUUGGAGUCUGCGCUUAGAGACGUUGUAUUUACGUUUAAUUAGUUUUACUAUAAAAAUAAAUACAAUGCAGGUAAAAUGCCGCAUUGCGAUGCACGCUGGAACUAUCAUAUUAAUAAAAUUGCAUAAAGCAUCCUAGUUUUAGUUAUAAAUGUGUAGUAUAUGUGUUUUCAGUGAUUAUAUUAACGCAUUUCAUUGAAAUCGAAGUCUUGUUUAAAUCUAAAAUUAGGGCUUACAUGUAGGUCACACUCAUUUAAUGGGCCGAUCGUAAUGAAAUUAACAUAAUUAGAUAGUAAUGGCGGUACAAAAUAAAGUUUUGUACGCAUUUAGAGGCUGGAUAGCGUUUGUUGCUUUUAUGGAUUUAGGUACUGCCGGUCGCUCUUAUAUUGAGGGAAGAUCCUUUUUAAACAAUAAUGGUGAUGAGCAUUUGGAUGGUGACUUCACAAUAUCUAGAAUGCUUGGCAUGUACUCCGUUCUCAAAGCAUUAGCUUUAAUACAUUGCACACUCUACAUACAUUAUAGACCGGUGGUGUCUAUGGGUUACUGGUCGCUGACUCUCACGAUAAUACUGUACUUCAGCGAGGCGUUCUAUUUCCACUCAACAGAUCUCAACUUCUACGUAGUCUUCCCUUGCAUACUUAACAUUAUAACAUUAUUGGGUUUAAUUUACUUACCGACCAAGUUGAAACUGUUCGGUCAAAUACCUGGCACAUCAGGAAUGGACAGAGAAGUGGAAGAUGAGAACAUGCAGAUACUCAGACAGAUGGGCAACUUCCGUCGAAGGAAAACAGGCCACCACAAGAAUAAACAUGUCUGAUUGUGGUGUUGCCAGGGGAAAAUUGUGUGAGAGUUGCCAGUGUUCAAGUGUCACCGGAAAACAACAAGAUCCGCAAAUUGAUAAAUAUCCUAGGAAAUAGGUACGUUAGUUUAUAAAUUUACCACGAGACGUAGAUUUA